AGCAGACGAGAAUGGCAAAACUGUCCCAUUCUUUAAGCUUUUUGCGUUCGCAGAUAGAGUGGAUAUGUGGUUGAUGAUUAUCGGAACAAUUGGGGCUAUCGGGAAUGGUAUUUCUUUGCCUCUAAUGACUAUAUUGUUCGGAGAGAUGAUCGAUUCCUUUGGACAAACUCAAAACGCUCCUGUUGAUGUAGUUCGCGUCGUCUCCAAGGUAUCUUUGAAGCUCGUCUACUUAGCAAUUGGAGCCGGAGCGGCCGCUUUUCUUCAGGUGGCUUGUUGGAUGGUGGCUGGAGAGCGUCAAGCCGCGAGGAUAAGAAAGUUGUAUUUGAAAGCCAUAAUGAGACAAGAUAUCGCCUUCUUCGAUACAGAAACAAAUACGGGCGAAGUUGUGGGUAGAAUGUCGGGUGAUACUGUUCUAAUUCAAGAUGCCAUGGGAGAAAAGGUUGGGAAAUUCAUAAAACUAGUUUCCACAUUUUUGGGAGCUUGUGUGAUUGCCUUCAUCAAGGGAUGGCUUUUAACACUUGUAAUGUUAACAUGCAUUCCUUUGCUUGUAUUAACCGGAGGAAUAAUGGCUUUCGUCAUGGCUAAGAUGGCUUCUAGAGGUCAAACCGCGUAUGGAAAAGCUGCGACUAUAGUUGAACAAACAAUCGGCUCCAUUAGAACCGUUGUAUCAUUCACGGGAGAAAAGCAAGCGAUAGCUACUUACAACAAAUCGCUUCGAAAAGCUUACAAAUCAGGUGUUCAAGAAGGAUUAGCUUCCGGUUUUGGCUUAGGUUCGGCUAUGGGUAUCGUAUUCGGAAGCUAUUCUUUGGGAGUUUGGUAUGGGGCAAAGUUGAUAAUUGAAAGAGGGUACUCGGGAGGUGAAGUUAUGAAUGUAAUCGUCGCUAUCCUUACCGGUUCAAUGUCACUUGGGCAGGCAUCUCCAUGCAUUAGUGCAUUUGCUGCAGGUAAAGCAGCAGCAUACAAGUUAUUUGAGACCAUUAAUCGAAAACCCGAGAUUGAUCCAUAUGAUCAAAAAGGGAAGAAACCCGACGAUAUUCGUGGCGAUAUUGAGUUUAAAGAUGUUCACUUCAAUUACCCGGCAAGGCCAAACGAGCCAAUUUUUAGCGGAUUCUCACUUGAAAUCCCUAAUAGUACAACUGCAGCUUUGGUCGGACAAAGUGGAAGCGGUAAAUCAACGGUGAUUAGCCUACUAGAGAGAUUUUACGAUCCGACGGCUGGCGAGGUUCUUAUUGACGGGAUAAAUCUUAAAGAAUUUCAACUUAAAUGGAUUAGGCAAAGGAUUGGUCUUGUUAGCCAAGAACCAAUUCUCUUCACAUCUAGUAUCAAAGAUAAUAUUGCAUAUGGCAAGGAAAACGCGACCAUAGAAGAGAUAAGAGCAGCCGCGGAAUUGGCCAACGCCGCCAAGUUUAUCGACAAAUUACCAAAGGGCAUUGACACUAUGGUUGGUGAGCAUGGAACUGCCUUGUCUGGUGGGCAAAAACAGAGAAUUGCGAUAGCAAGAGCGAUAUUAAAAAACCCUAGAAUAUUACUUCUCGACGAAGCAACAAGUGCACUUGAUGCGGAAUCAGAAAGAGUCGUUCAAGAGGCUCUAGAUAGAAUAAUGACUGACAGAACAACAAUCAUCGUUGCUCAUCGUUUGACAACAGUGAGAAACGCUAACAUGAUUGCUGUCAUUCAUCGAGGAAAGAUCGUCGAAAAAGGGUCACAUUCUGAACUGCUAAUAGAUCCUGAAGGAGCUUAUUCCCAAUUAAUAAAACUUCAAGAAGUAAACAAAGAAUCUAUUUACGACGGACAAAUCUCAAGCCGAAAAACGUCGCUAAUAAGAAGAAGUAACAGCAACAAUAUCAGCAGCCGACACUUGUCUUUGUCGCACUCAUUCGGUCUUCCCGUCGGAUUUAACGUUCCCGAAUCAACCCUACCAGAACCAGAACCAGAACCAGAACCAGAAAAACAACCACAAAAUCCCCAACCGGUCCCUUUUACCCGGCUGAUUCGUCUCAACAAACCCGAAAUCCCGGUCCUAUUGGGUGGAACCCUAGCCGCAAUCAUCAACGGUUCAAUCUUACCCAUUUACGGUUUACUAAUUUCUAGCGUGAUAAAGUCGUUUUUCGAGCCUCCAAACGAGUUAAAGAAGGAUUCAAGAUUUUGGGCAAUCAUGUUUGCAAUCCUUGGACUUGCAACUUUCGUGGCUUAUCCAACAAGAACAUAUUUAUUCUCUAUAGCGGGUAAUAAGUUGAUCAAGAGAAUUAGAAAAUUAUGUUUUAAAAAAGUGGUUAGCAUGGAAGUGAGUUGGUUUGAUCAUCCGGAGAACUCUAGUGGUGUUAUUGGGGCAAGGCUUUCAACGGAUGCAGCCACGAUUAGAGCUUUGGUUGGAGACACUCUAGCUCAGAUCGUUCAAGAUUCUUCAUCAGCCAUAGCGGGUUUGAUUAUCGCGUUUCUAGCAAGUUGGCAAUUGUCACUCAUAAUUCUAGGGUUACUUCCUUUAAUUGCCGCAAAUGGAUUUGUUCAAGUUAAGUUCAUGAAAGGUUUUUCGGCCGAUGCAAAGGCAAUGUAUGAACAAGCGAGCCAAGUUGCAACCGACGCGGUGGGGAGUAUAAGAACCGUGGCAUCUUAUAGUGCCGAGGAGAAGAUAAUGGAAAUGUACGAGGAAAGGUGUAAAGGGCCGGUGAAGAAUGGGAUAAGACAAGGUUUAGUAAGCGGGGCAGGUUUCGGGCUUUCUUUUAUGUUACUCUAUUUGGUCUAUUCUCUAAGCUUUUAUGCGGGUGCACGUUUAAUAGAAGAUGGCAAAAUAACAUUUGGAGAUGUAUUUAGAGUUUUCUUCGCAUUAACGAUGGCAGCCAUGGGUCUUUCUCAAUCGAGUAGUCUAGCACCCGAUUCUAGCAAAGCUAAGACGGCGGUGGCUUCCAUAUUUGAAAUGCUUGAUCGGAAAUCAAAGAUCGAUGCUAGUGAUGAGUCGGGUAUAGUCCUAGAUGAUGUCAAAGGCGAUAUUGAACUACAACACAUUAGCUUUAAGUACCCAACUAGACAUGACAUUGAGAUUUUCCGUGACCUUAACUUAACCAUUCGUAGUGGAAAGACGCUGGCUUUGGUUGGAGAAAGUGGAUGUGGGAAGUCGACUGUAAUCGCGUUGUUGGAAAGAUUCUAUGACCCGGAUUCCGGUCUUAUUACACUCGAUGGAGUUGAUAUCCAAAGGUUGAAGUUAAAAUGGUUGAGGCAACAAAUGGGACUCGUGGGCCAAGAACCGGUCUUGUUCAACGAGACAAUACGUGCCAACAUUGCUUACGGUAAAGGAGGAGAUGCAACCGAGGCUGAGAUCAUCUCGGCAUCUCAAUUGGCAAAUGCGCACACAUUCAUUAGCGGAUUAAACCAGGGAUACGACACGAUGGUGGGGGAAAGAGGAGUGCAAAUGUCCGGGGGACAAAAACAAAGAGUGGCAAUAGCUCGAGCCAUAGUUAAGAACCCUAAGAUAUUGUUACUAGACGAGGCCACAAGUGCCCUCGAUGCAGAAUCGGAGAGGGUAGUUCAAGAUGCACUAGAGCGUGUGAUGGUGAACCGAACCACAGUGGUGGUGGCUCAUCGUUUGACAACAAUUAAGAAUGCGGAUGUGAUCGCAGUGGUGAAGAACGGGGUCAUCGUGGAAAAGGGUCGACACGAGAAGCUUAUCAAUAUCAAAGAUGGUUUCUAUGCUUCUUUGGUGGCAUUGCAUAUGAGUGCUUCAUCAUCAAAAUCAUGAAGUUAUUGGUUGAAAGCACUACCCUUUGUUAUGGAUUGCUCUCUUUUUAAUUGGAUCGUUUGAGUAUGUAUUUUGA
Impatiens glandulifera is the source of this 3809-nucleotide messenger RNA. Its product is annotated as ABC transporter B family member 4-like. Gene Ontology annotation, cellular component: membrane. Gene Ontology annotation, molecular function: ATP binding; ATP hydrolysis activity; ABC-type transporter activity. The record is from RefSeq and is a predicted model, not a curated record. Bases 65 to 3733 code for a protein of 1222 amino acids. Gene Ontology annotation, biological process: transmembrane transport. Lineage: Eukaryota; Viridiplantae; Streptophyta; Magnoliopsida; Ericales; Balsaminaceae. The transcript is spliced from 12 exons.